AUGCCGGUAAUCUGGGGCGCGCGCAAGCAGGGUGGUGUGUCGCUGUCGACGAUAGAGGCGGAAUUUGUGGCUGCCAGCGAGAUCGCGCGGAAAAUAAUAGGGGUGCGAGAGAUGCUAAUGGAAAUCGGGGUUGCGCCAGCGCUGCCCAUGCAGCUGCAAGUCGACAACCAUGCGAUUAUAAGCCAGAUUGCUGGCGAAGCGUCGUCGUUGAAGGCAAGCACGUGGACGUCCGCCACAAGCUCUUAUGCGAUUUCGCUCGACUUGGAAUUAUUGAAGCGCGCUACGUCAGGACCGAGAAGAUGUUUGCGGACCUGCUGA
This is a messenger RNA of Peronospora matthiolae, 318 nucleotides long. The record is from the annotation of a GenBank genome assembly. NCBI's taxonomy places the organism in Eukaryota, Oomycota, Peronosporomycetes, Peronosporales, Peronosporaceae.